GCGAUUACGAUAGAGGAAACAACGUCUAGAUUUAACCUUAGUCUGCAGCUUUGAUAUGUGCUGAGAAAAUGUCUUAGCUGAUUUGAUUUGGCUACAUGUAAAUUGAACAACACAGCAGCUUUUUGGCAAGUUUUGUUAUUUCUGUUUUAGUUUCCUCUUUUACAAUGGGGGUCAAUAUGAAAAAAAAAUGGUAUUCGCCAAUUUGUGUGCGUGGUCGAGGCUGAAUUUUUGUAUUCUUACGUGGUUCCAAUCGACUGGCGGUACUACGUCUUGAAAUCGCUAUUAAUUCUGGAUAUUGUGGUUUGCUUACAACCAGGAAAUGUAGAUGGUCCGUUUCUACAGGUGACGCGAGAGGCGCCUUCUUUUCCCCGACGCAGUUAAGCCGAAACCAUGGCCCGUUAUUCAGAGGCGUUCUACAACGCUUUGAGCGCUCUCCAAGUCCGGAAGUGACUUUCGGGUCACUGAUUUAAUAACAUUUACCCUUGUAUUUCAAGAUUGAAAAAUAUAAUAACAUAAUGUCGUGGACAGAGCUAGCCAUUAACGUCCCUUAACGCUCAAAGACAGAUUCAAUGGCUGGGAGCAUAGCGUGUUCGACUGAAUGAUUAGCUAAUAAAUAUUAGAGAAAUUAUGAAUAAUAAGCGCAAGAGAUAAAGACAGUUUCAGGUUGGAUAUUCAACGAAUAUUCACCUGUAGUUUUCCUUACGUCCACCAACGGCAGUUAGUGACAUAGUGACAAAUCUAGAGUUUCACAUUUCAAUAGCUCUUUAACCAUUACUCCUAAAAUGUUCAAACCUGGUUGUAGCUAACCCGAUGGCAUAGACAUACAUUGCAUACCCUUUAGUUUGUCACGAACUUGUUCUCAACUAGCCUACCUGGUUAAAUAAAGGUGAAAUAAAUAAAUACAAAAUAUGGGUGUAUAUCCACUGUACGCUUCUUAGGUGUCUAAUUGACAUGACCAAGAAGCUAUUGAAAUGUAAGUCAAUGAAAAAUGUACGUUAUGUGUGUGAUUUUUACAGUACACAAACAAGAGUGUGCAAUAUAAGGCUAGUCCGUGGACAUUCUGAACCUUGUUUGAGUCAAGUAGGUCCCAUGACCAAGGAGCUAUUGAAAUUCGAAUGUUAAAAAUGUUUGUACUUUGUUUACGCUCCCUAACUAAUUCAUUUAUGAAUACAAAAUGCUGCUCACAUUUCCACAUGUUUAUUAGCUUUGGAAAGCGAAUUAUUGUCAAAAUCGUAAAAAUAAGACAUAAGACCUGUGCAAUGGUGUGUGCAAUUUUUCCAACAUCAUGACACUUAUUUGGAGUCUGUGGCUCAAGUGGUUUGAAAGCGCGAAUAUCCUAAACUGUCUUUACCUCGGUAGUUCUGAGACAUUUUUACAACUCAUUAAAACUCAAAACAUAUCUCUGCGCUGAUUGCCUGUGAGUGAGACAACGUUAGCUAGCCAAUGGGAGGGUAGUAGAACGCCCCUCUGAAUAAUGGGUGUAGUUUUGGCUUAAGUGCGUUGGGAAAAAGAAAGACUCAGGUGAGAUACACAAACGCUCGUAUUUGCUCGUAGUAAGGAAGCGAGUAACUUUUUACAACACAUAUUACAUUUUAUUGACAUAUUAAUGGCCAUAUACAGCGAAAGAGUAGCAGUGAAAUGUCCCUUUAAAUAGGCUGCAAAUGGCUGAAAUUAUUUUUAACAGAAAGGCACUCCAAAAAAACUACAUGUACCACGAAACAGUCGACCGGAAAUGUAUUUAGGAUGCGGAAACACGUGCAACAGCGGAAGAGAAUGUAUACAAUGGAAAUCAAAAAAUCAAUUAAGUUAUGAAAAACACCAUUAAUUGUCUUUCUUUGUCGCAGCUGCACAUUAAAAAAAUGGCGGAUAUCUAGACACAGUCAUUUAGAUCUCGUUUAUGCACGGUUACAUGGAGCGUUGAGUUACUGGAUGAAAACGGCUACAAACGAGAGGUUUAUUUAUGAUAUUUAGAACUACUGGAGAAGCACCGUUUCCUGGAAAGCAGCAUGAGCUGAUAGUUCCUGAGGUCUUCCAGAAGAGGUGGCAAAAGAGAGAGGCUGACCGGAAGAUGCCAAGAAAAAAACAACAGAAUCCUCAAUCUGUCAAGUUGGAUUCUGAAGAUGGUGUAGUAACCAUUGGAGCUCCAGGAAUCCUCACCUUGGAGGCAGAUUUCCUUCUGGGACACGACCUUGAGUUUUGUGACUCCGACCAUGACAAGAUCCUAGGCCUGGACGACAAGUACUCAGACUCUGUAGCAGCUGAGAUCUCUGUGUACCCUCUGGGUGAUGAGGAGAGUUGUGCCUUCAGCAGUCUCAGUAUGACGAGGCAGUGUGACCAGGAGCAGGGCCCUGAGUCCCAGCCCGACCACGAGCCCCCCUACCUGUCCUGCCGCGGCUGUGGUCUGGACCUAGUGGGACCCUACUGUCACCGUUGCUGCAAGGGAGAAAGGGGGGAAUUCAGAGGCUUUCGCUCCGGUUCGCGAUCACAAGCGGACGAUAGCGAGGAAGGGGACGGAGGCGGGGUGGACGGCGCUGAUGGAACGGACGAUAACUCCAUAAUGGGUGACGACGGUCCCAACUCCAAGCGCCACUCCUGCCAGUUGUGUGGGUUCUCCUCACGCUAUGCCAAUCACGUCAAGAGGCACAUGAAGACUCACAACGGGGAGAAGCCGUACCGCUGUCCCCUGUGUACCUACGCCUCAGCCCAGCUGGUCAACCUGCAGAGACACCUGAGGAUUCACACUGGGGAGAAACCAUACAGCUGUGACUCCUGCUCCUUCGCCUGCAGUUCCCUGGGCAACCUGAAAAGACAUCAGAGGAUGCAUGUGGUGGGACAGGAAGCAGUCAGACCUGCUAGUCGACCUCCUAUUGGUCCCUCUGCAGGUGGGUAUGGUCUGAAGAGGCCCCGGGAGGAGGAGCCUAGUGCUCCAGCUGAAGAAGCCCUAAGGCCUGACCUGAACCUCCAUGUAGGAGGCCAUAACAGAGACUACCUGCCAUGCUCUGAUGGACUGAAGGUACCACCAGAACUACCUGAGCACCAGCCCUCAAGACUUCUGGAGGCGCCUGGCUGUGGACCUGGGGCUGAGUCCGGGGGUAGGGUUGGGGCUGUGGUGGGAGUGAAGUCCGAGGACAGAGAUUCGCUCCCUCCUCUCCCCUUCCUCUUCACCUGUCGUCUCUGUGGUAUCCCCAUGGAGGACGAGGACGGCUCCACCACCCAGAUCUGUGCCAAGUGCACCCUGGACAUGCUGAACAAGGACUCAUCUGGUCCCAACAGCCCCGGGGAGCGUGGGGAUAAGGUCUACACCUGCAGCGCCUGUCCCUUCCUCACCCACUACCCCAACCACCUGGCGCGACACAUGAAGACGCACAGCGGAGAGAAGCCGUACAAGUGCCCUCAGUGCGACUACGCCUCCGCCCACUUCGACAACCUGAAACGCCACCACCGCGUGCACACGGGCGAGAAGCCGUACAAGUGCCACCUGUGUGACUACGCCUGUGGGAACCUGGCUAACUUAAAACGCCACCAGCGGGUCCACUCAGGCGCCAAGCCGUUCCAGUGUGCAGUGUGUAGCUACAGCUGUAACCAGAGUAUGAAUCUGAAGAGACACAUGCUGAGACACACAGGAGAGAAGCCUUAUAAGUGCCAGCAGUGUGGAUACACCACGGGACACUGGGACAACUACAAACGACACCAGAAGAAACAUGGCCUCGCCACCGACGGAUGGGUCAAAGUUCAGAUGCCAGGUGCCCAUGAGGAAGAGGAGGAGGAAGAGAGGGAGGUGGGACAGCCACAGAGUAAAGAAGGAGAGUUGGUGAUACAGUAUAUGUCCAGAUAAGGAGAGGAAGAGCUGGGACAUACAGUAUAUGUCCAGAUAAGGAGAGGAAGGGCUGGGACAUACAGUAUAUGUCCAGAUAAGGAGAGGAAGGGCUGGGACAUACAGUAUAUGUCCAGAUAAGGAGAGGAAGGGCUGGGACAUACAGUAUAUGUCCAGAUAAGGAGAGGAAGGGCUGGGACAUACAGUAUAUGUCCAGAUAAGGAGAGGAAGGGCUGGGACAUACAGUAUAUGUCCAGAUAAGGAGAGGAAGGGCUGGGACAUACAUUAACAUGUAAAUAAAAGAUAAAUCCUAGAUUGUUUUGUUAUUUUGUCAAAGAUCUUCAGUGGCUGCUAUGUAGAAUCAUGCUAAAUAUAAAAUGAUUGUGAUUAUUCUUCUGCCUUUGGACACAGAGUUGGACGGAGGAAGCUAUUUAGAUUGUUGUUGUUGUUGUUGCCAGACAAAUGGACUGGGGGGGAAUGUUCUACUUUAACGUUCCCCUAAAGCCCAAAAUGUUGCCUGCAUUGUCCACCAUAUGCUGUUUCCUUACACACACCAACUGUGCCCUACAGCUCCUCCAAACAUCACUGCACAUUAUGACUUACAACCACUAAUUGACCUCUUCUUACAGAUGUAGGACCUUCAUUUGAACCAGUUUUGCUACAGCAGGAGAAUAAUCCUGCUGCAACAGGAAAUGUGGAUUAUAAUUCAUGGACAUUUUUGUAGGGGUUGAUACAUUUUUCUUGAAAUCAAGUCUGAAAUGUCAAAGUGGAAAUUACAUUUACAUUUAAGUCAUUUAGCAGACGCUCUUAUCCAAGCUUUAAAAAAUAAAAAUAAAAACUCAUACACUACAAGUAAGCUUGGAAAAUUGUCAGCAACAAAAGUAAUCAAAUUAAGAUCCUACAUCUGUAUCAGUUUAGUCUACUAUUCCAACCUCUCUACUGUCCACUUCACCUUCCAUAGCUCCUCCCUGCUCUCCUCCUCAACCCCUUAAUCCUUAUCUCCAUGACAACCUGGGGCGUGUUCAGCAGGGCACAGCGUUUUGGAACGUUCAGAUAGAAAUAUUUCUAUGUAGAACAAUUUAAUGUCUGCUCUAUUCAUGGUAUUUCUAUCUGCUACGUUCCAAAACAUCUGGCUACUGAACCUGGCCUCGUUGAGAAAGGCCCUCGGACGGAGAGUGUAUGGAUUUAGCCUGAUCCCAGAUCUGUUCCUGCUCUCUUGCUGACCAACUGCUGUCAAUGACCAUAGGUGUUGGCAAGACUGCACAAACAGAUCUGGGACCAGAGGGGUAUACUAUAAAGCAGGAUCAGAGUUAGCCAGAGAACUUUGAUAAACAGCCAGAAAUAUAAACUUAGAUACACUACAUGACCAAAAGUAUGUGGACACCUGCUCGUCGAACAUCUUAUUCCAAAAUCAUGAGCAUUAAUAUGGAGUUGGUCCCCCGUUUACUGCUGU
Molecule: messenger RNA, 5267 nt
Organism: Salvelinus namaycush (lake trout)
Lineage: Eukaryota; Metazoa; Chordata; Actinopteri; Salmoniformes; Salmonidae
Gene: znf513a
Product: zinc finger protein 513a
Exons: 5
Coding region: 1961-3835 (624 amino acids)
Biological process (GO): regulation of transcription by RNA polymerase II
Cellular component (GO): nucleus
Molecular function (GO): DNA-binding transcription factor activity, RNA polymerase II-specific; RNA polymerase II cis-regulatory region sequence-specific DNA binding
Source: RefSeq, a predicted model, not a curated record